Scheffersomyces stipitis CBS 6054 is the source of this 2250-nucleotide messenger RNA. RefSeq names its product Fre9p (gene FRE9). Gene Ontology annotation, biological process: iron ion transport; copper ion import; intracellular iron ion homeostasis. The transcript has 2 exons. Gene Ontology annotation, cellular component: plasma membrane. The record is from RefSeq and is a predicted model, not a curated record. The coding region runs from base 1 to 2250 and encodes 749 amino acids. NCBI's taxonomy places the organism in Eukaryota, Fungi, Ascomycota, Pichiomycetes, Serinales, Debaryomycetaceae. Gene Ontology annotation, molecular function: ferric-chelate reductase activity.
AUGUAUAUCUGGGCCGUAUAUACAUCGCUAGUAAUACUAGCAGUUGCUACGCCUUUGCUUGUGAUACCGGCCAAAUUUCAGAACUCUUCUGUCAGAGCUACCAAAGUAGUGCUAUGUAUCUGUUUCGUGAUAUCGGCAAUGAUAGCUCUUACCCCUGAAGCCGCUGUAAACGGAGCCCCAAUGCAUAAGUACGGCCAGGCCAGUAUCGCCUUUUUAGGUUGCAACUACCAGAUCUCUCUAACAACGACAUUCUGCCCUGAGGGCAUCGUUAGUCAGGAAUGCUACUGCAAGAACUCCAAUGCUUUAGCGACUAUUUCCCAUUGCUACAAGUAUGGACAUCCACAAGAAAUAAACUCUUUCUUGGGAAUGUGCCAGCUGAUGUUCAACAUAAGUCUCACAGAAAGCGAGUUUGAGGAGGCCCAUGACAAUUACUUGAGGUCAGCCAAAAACAUAAGUGAAAUUGUGGACUACUCACCUUCCAAGCUAGUAGAUUUCCCCGUGAGAUUAAUAGACUCUGAGAUCGUUUUGUUCAGAUCAGCUUAUCAGAACUUCCUCGGAAACUACGAUGUUUCGGUUGAUUACGGCGCAUAUGUGGUACUCUACUGGAUAGUGGUAUUCACCAUUGCAGCCAUCGGAAACUGGUCAAAAGUAAUCUUUCCAGAUCUAUACAGAAACUUUCUCACUGGACCUUUUUCAAAUUGGUUCAGAAGAACCAUUUCGCUUCCAGCAACAAGAGGAAAGUACAAGACAAACGAAAAGAAGUUUCUUGUCGUGCUUGACAUGCUUGUGCCAACACGAGCCGAAACUAUAAUUCUCAUCACUUUCGGCAGCAUGUGCACUUACCUUCUUGUGUAUAAUAUCAACUACGUGGAGGGUGAUCCUCUUUUUCACGAGAAGAAGUAUGCCAUCCUUAGAUAUGUGGCUGUACGUGCCAGCAUUUUGACAAGUCUGUUGAUGCCUCUUCUAAUUUUGUUUGGUGGUAGAAACAACUUCUUGCAAUGGUACACUAGAUGGGACUACUCGACGUUUAUUACUCUUCACAGAUGGCUCUCCCGGAUAGUCUUCGUCAUGGUGAUGAUCCACGUUCUUUUCUACACCAAAUUGAUUAAAGAACGUAACCCGGACAGAAUAAACGAGCCAUACAUCAGAUGGGGUGCCUUAGCGACAUGGUCUGGCAUUCUCAUUAUGAUACAGGGUUUGUUAGUGCUUAGAAGGAAAUGGUACGAAGUAUUCCUUUUGGUUCAUAUAAUAUUGGCUGCCGUAUUCAUUUUUGGUGCGUGGCUUCAUGUCAAAGAUUUAUACUGUGUUUGGUUCUACUACUACACUUCCAUGCUAUGGCUCUUUGACAGAAUAGUACGUGUUGGAAGACUCUUCUCGUUUGGCUUCCCAGAAGCACAGGUGCAACUAAUAGCCAACGAGACUUUGAAAGUAAUUGUUCCAAAGCCUGACCAUUGGGAGGCUGUUCCAGGAGGGCAUGUCUUUAUUCAUUUUCUCAGGUUUAGUUGCUUCUGGCAGUCUCACCCAUUCACGUAUACUAUAGAUUUGGAUGACCCGGCCAAUAUAGUCUUGUUCGUAAAAGUCAAGCAAGGUGUGACUUCCAGCUUGUACGAAUAUCUUAAGAGCCAUCCAGGAAAACUGACUUCCAUUAGAGUUGCAAUUGAAGGCUCAUAUGGCGAGAAGACUCCAGCUAGUAGGUACGAUAGUGCCAUUUUUGUGGCUGGAGGUAAUGGAAUACCAGGAAUUUAUGCCGAAGUGUACGAGUUGGCCAAGAGAAGCAACUUCACUAAGCAAAACUUAAAAUUAACUUGGGUUAUAAGGGAGUAUAGAUCUUUGCUUUGGUUUUAUGAUGAAUUGGUCUCAUUGAAGGGAACUAAUAUCGAUACUACCAUCUGCGUUACCAAACCGAACUCUCAUGGCUACCUAGAAGAAUAUGAUGGCCCUCUUUUGUCUUCAAAUACAACAAGAUACAAUACUUUUGAAUCAAGAAACUUGACUGAGAUGGGCAGCAUGAGACCAGAAAUUAUCUCGGCAAUCAAGACUGAUCUUUCCCACAUUCAAUUCAGGGAAGGAAGACCCCACAUUGAUACCCUCGUCAAGCAGGCAACCAAAGAGUCUCCAGGUUCUGCAUGUUUUGUGACCUGUGGGCAUCCGGUAAUGGUAGACGAAUUACGGUCUGCCGUUGUAGAAAAUAUUAAUAAUUCCGAUAGAAAGAGGGUAGACUACUUUGAGCAAUUACAGGUAUGGGCAUAG